This is a messenger RNA of Anguilla anguilla (European eel), 1832 nucleotides long. RefSeq names its product olfactory receptor 10A6-like. Lineage: Eukaryota; Metazoa; Chordata; Actinopteri; Anguilliformes; Anguillidae. The transcript has a single exon. The record is from RefSeq and is a predicted model, not a curated record. The coding region runs from base 307 to 1236 and encodes 309 amino acids. Gene Ontology annotation, cellular component: membrane. Gene Ontology annotation, biological process: G protein-coupled receptor signaling pathway. Gene Ontology annotation, molecular function: G protein-coupled receptor activity; olfactory receptor activity.
AGGACGGUGAUUAGCUGGCAAAUCUCAAAGGCCAUUUACACAAUCCAGAUAUAAAGCCAGAUACAGUGGGCACAGAGAGUAAAUGUUUCUGCGCGUUGCUUUUUCUGUUCUGUUCGGAUCCAAAUGAAGUCUUCAGCCCCUUGGCUUGAACAUCAGGAAAUGAUUAUAUUAUGACAAGCAUCAAAUGACAAGCAUCCUGAAUGCGUAAUAUCAGAGAGAGAUGAUUUUGGAAUAGGAAGACCACAAGCGCUUGUACGAACAAGCAGUCUGCUUAUUGCUGAUCUUCUGUUUUUUCCUACUAUUACGAUGGAGAAUUCAACUAAAAUACUGUUUGUUCUACAAGGACUGAAUGAGUUUAAGUCAAGCAAGCAGGCUUACUUUGUUGUUAUGCAUAUUAUUUAUCUUUUUACAAUUUUAGUAAACCUGACUUUGAUUGUGACAAUUAUUUUGGAGAAAACGCUCCAUGAGCCCAUGCUUAUAUUUCUCUGUAACUUGUGUGUAAAUGGGCUAUGGGGUGCCUCUGCAUUUUAUCCUAAAAUAUUGGUGGACCUUUCAUCUGACUUGAGUGUCACUUCGUAUGAAGCUUGUCUGGGCCAAAUGUUUGUAUUGUACAGCUACAUUCCCUGUGAAUUUAAUACAUUAACAGUGAUGGCUUAUGACAGGUAUGUCGCCAUAUGCAAGCCACUCAAUUACCACUCCAUCAUCACACCUCAAAAGGUUGUGAAAUUACUGCUUUUUACCUGGCUUUUAUCCAUCUGUAUAUCAGCUUUUGCGGUGGUCCUGAUAGCCAGAUUACCUCUCUGUGGAUUCAAGAUUGAAAAGAUAUAUUGCGCCAUUUGGGCAGUGGCGAAGCUGUCAUGUGUGGAUACCACAAUCAACAACGUAUACGGGUUCAUUCUCAUGACUUUUCACUUUUUACAGGUAUUGCUGAUCAUGAUUUCCUAUGUUAAUAUCAUAAAAGUCUCUGUGCGUUCACCGGAAGAUCGGAGUAAGUUCAUGCAGACCUGUUUGCCCCAUUUAAUCGCACUGACCAGCUUCUCAUUUUUUUUCCUUUUUGACCUCCUGUACGCUCGCUAUGGUCCCACCGACCGUCUGCUUGCUCUCCGCAAUUUCAUGUCCCUGGAGCACUUCAUUGUUCCACCGCUCCUAAAUCCCCUAAUCUAUGGCCUGAAACUGAACCAGAUCCGCCAGAGAAUCUUUAGAAUGAGAAGUCAGAAAACACGCGCUCUAAAGUGAAUGUUUGUACUUUGUUCAGGUAGGACAAUCGAUAUCUCCCCUCCAACAAUAUGAUGACAACAAUACAAUAAUUAUCUGAACAGCAGAACUAAAGGAUUCUAAGAUGCAGCACAGUUUCAGACAUUCCCGGAAGUAAUAGAAGCCUGUGUUGCUCUAGUGGUCUUGUUUGGUUUACAUUACAAAUGCAAAUGUCUGUGACUGAGUGAUGAAGUUACACUAUUGGUCGGCCAAGUUAUGAAGUUACACCAGAUCGGCCAGAUCACGUGUGUUAGGUCCAGCCGUAUACUAGGUUUUAACCUGGUCUUGUUUAGUUUCACACAAAACUUUGUGCGGUAUGGGCUGUUUCCUUGUGUAUGAAAACAUGGCACGUAUAAUAUAUUCAGAGCGGGAAAACCCAGACCGAUGCAAACUGGAAUGAGUCAUUUUUUUACACUGUGUUGAGACUGCUAUUCAUAUUCAAGAGGAUAAAAAGUGUAAAUUACAUUUUAAGUUGCAGUGAUAACAAUAAAAUCCAUAAUGUUCCUGAGUUUUUCCAAAAUUAGUCAGUCUCUUAGAUAUUUACAAAAAUAUCACCACCUAUACAAAUGACAACAAUG